Messenger RNA from Diospyros lotus (date-plum), 1721 nucleotides. RefSeq names its product protein ACCELERATED CELL DEATH 6-like. Bases 350 to 1261 code for a protein of 303 amino acids. The transcript is spliced from 2 exons. The record is from RefSeq and is a predicted model, not a curated record. Lineage: Eukaryota; Viridiplantae; Streptophyta; Magnoliopsida; Ericales; Ebenaceae.
AAAGUCACAUUCAUCAUAAUCACAUCAACAGAAAUAAUGGAAGAAGCCAGUUGCGUGGGAAGAUGGAGCAGAGUCUCCAUGAGGCAGCCCUUUAAGGGGACACAGCCCUGUUGAAUCAAAUUCUCGUCAACAAUCCAUUGAUUCUCCGACGAGUAAAGGUAGGUUGUUUCGUCCACACUCCUCUCCACGUGGCGGCAUUCGAGGGGAAGUUGGAAUUCGUUCGGGCGCUGUUGGCGAAGAACAAGGGGCUCGCCCGAGUACUGGACCCGCGGCUGUGUCAACGCUUCACCUGGCGGCUGCGCAAGGACAUUGACAGAUCGUGAGAGAAUUAGUGAGAGCUAACCCCGACAUGUGCGCCACUCUCAACGGCGACGAUAGAAAUCAGCUUCACCUGGCGGCCAUGAAGGGCGAUGUCUGUGUAUUGACUGUGUUCCUUGAGGACAAAACCUACUGGAAUCACGAGUUGCUCAAAGCUAAAGACAGUGGUGGCAGCACCAUAUUUCAUCUGGCUGUCAAGCAUAAGAAAUUUGAGGCCAUGGAGUUUUUAGUUAAGAAAGUGGAAGCUGAACUGAAAGGGAAGAACAUACAAAAACAAGCUAACCAGUUAAACACGAUAAACGAAUGUGGGUACACAACUCUGGACAUUCUAGAGGAAAUCAAAGCUGACGUACCAAAAUUUGAAAAUGUCAAGGAAAUGUUUCGAAAAGCUAAUGCCUUGAAAGCUAGUGAAGUCAAUCAGGUUGAUUGGUUGUCCAAGAAGCGGGAUGCCCUGAUGGUGGUUGCAUUACUCAUUGCAACCAUGGCUUUCCAAGCUGGGAUGAGCCCUCCUGGUGGUUUCUGGCAAGAAAAUUCAGCCGACCAUAGAGCUGGGGAAGCCGUGAUGGCUUUUAACUACCCAGAUUCAUAUCCACUGUUCCUUCGUGCCAACACAAUCGGAUUUGUGGCAUCAGUAAGCACGAUCCUGUUUCUGGUAACUGGAUGGCCCUUCAAGAAGAAGUUCUUAAUGUGGAUCUUGGUUCUAAUAAUGUGGCUCACUGUUACAUCCAUGGCGUUUACUUAUGCCUUCUCAAUUACUGUGAUCACCCCAAAAGAGGACAUGGGACCUCUCGGCGACACCAUUUUUAUAACAGUGAUAGCUUGGUGCAGUGUGAUGGCACUUCUUUUAGUAGCUCACACCAUUCGCUUGUUGAAUCAGUGGUUGAAGAUCAGCCAGCAAAUAGAUGUAUGGACAGGGAUGAAGAAGUUCCAAAUAAAUGUAUGAACAGGGAUGAAGAAGUUCCUCAAACUCAACUCGAAGCGACCAGCCCCAACCAGCUUCAGCUAAUGGGAAUCGACCCCAACUGGCUUCAGCUAAUAAGAACGGGGAGCCUAUUUGAUCUUUAGCUUUUUCAUUGAGCUCGAAUUAGCGAAAGAGCAUUGGUAUGUAUCAUCAAUGGAAUGAGCAGAGUUCUGCUACAUAAUGUGUUGAUUCCCUGUCUUAUUGUUAUGCUUGGGAUCAAUGGCUGAAGCUUGAGCUGUAAAAACAAGAAAUUCAUUCAUAACAUGAAGAAAAAAAUAACACCUUCACACAAACAUUCAUGGUAUUGGGUCAUGGGUUUCCAGGUAAGGUUGCACCUUUUGCACUAUUGUUCAUUCGGAUUUCUUUUUGCCAUGCAAUUUGCGAGAAAAUAACAGAGCUUAUAUAUGAAGAGAGUGUUGGAAAUGUAUGCCUUAAAGACACG